AGAUGGAUCACCGACACACCGUGCACAGCAUCGAAGAGCUACACCAGCUACCGGCUGCAGAUGUAACCGAAAUCGAUAUAAAACGACCGGGCGUGCAUCUGGACGAUAGAAUAGCCAGAAAAUUGCAAAGGUUCCCGCAUCUGGAACGAUUAAAUGUUUCCGACGCGUACGUCAGAAAAUCAUUUGUCGGUAAUCUGCCGCCGACGAUACAGGCGAUCUUUACCAAUUGUUCGAUGAAAGUUUGCGUGCCAUCCAAGCCGCAAAAAAAUCAAGCUGACGACGUAUUGUGUAUGAAAAGACCGAGCCGCAUGAUCGAAAAAAUCGAGAAUCUUUCCAGCCUCGACAACUCUGUUCGUAGACUCUUUCUUACCAGACCAAACGGCGUUAUCGACGGAAAUGUUGCAAAGAAGCUUAACGCAUUUCCGAUACUAGAACGAUUGGACAUUGUCAACGCCAUGGUGGAUUUAACGUUUCUCGACGUUCUGUUGCCAAACAUUC
Molecule: messenger RNA, 498 nt
Organism: Anneissia japonica
Lineage: Eukaryota; Metazoa; Echinodermata; Crinoidea; Comatulida; Comatulidae
Exons: 2
Source: RefSeq, a predicted model, not a curated record